Molecule: messenger RNA, 1902 nt
Organism: Penicillium atrosanguineum
Lineage: Eukaryota; Fungi; Ascomycota; Eurotiomycetes; Eurotiales; Aspergillaceae
Product: putative C6 finger domain protein
Exons: 2
Coding region: 1-1902 (633 amino acids)
Biological process (GO): regulation of DNA-templated transcription
Molecular function (GO): zinc ion binding; DNA-binding transcription factor activity, RNA polymerase II-specific
Source: RefSeq, a predicted model, not a curated record
AUGCAAGCAAUCCAGCAUGAAGGGCCCUCUGCCCUGGUAGACCACCCGGUUCUAGCAGACGUCUCCCGAGACAUGUCGCUUAAGAGCCCGGUCCCCAAGAACGUCGCCUUCGAGCUUCUCUUGGACGAGAACUCCAAAGUUCGAGCUCGUAUCCCAAUGCGCGUUCAAAUAUACCCCCACGAUACAACGGAUUCGAUUGUCACCACAGUCAAAAAUUUCUAUGGCAUCUACGACGGCACUGCCAGUGGGGUGAGCUUCGAGGACGAACAUGGAACAACCCUCAUCGCAAGGUACGAGAACUUGAAAAAUAACAUGACUGUAUACGUACGAGUCAUUCCCAUUCAACCAUUUGGGGAUUCUUUCUACGGCGGCUUUCCUGCCGAGCGCAAGCGCCCAAGCCUAGGUGAGCCCUUCCAGAUGGUUGAUGGCAUGGCGCCAGUCAUGGAUCAGCCAUCUCGCCCAUCUUCACGGCUCGCACGCAAGCGCAGCACCUCGCCAUCGAACAGGAGUCUGCGCAGUGCUUCUCAACACAAGCAGGCUUCUCGUAGCGGCAUCAAAAGCCGGGGCUCAAGUAUCCACGGCGGCUAUCCCGAUGAGGACCCCGGGUUGAGCGACACUGAUUCAACCUAUACUCGCAAAUCGCGAGGCGAUACAUUCGCAAGCUCUGAAAUAAGCAUGGAAAAUAUACUGCAAGAUGGUCGUCGGAAACGACCCAAGUUUGACAGCUCGGAACUUCCUCUCUUCGUCCCUCCUCAAGUCCCCCUCACUAUCUCAACCUCUUCCAUCUCUCCUCAACGUCGCUCCAUCGGUCAGGAAGGUGCUGGCUCACCUUUUGCUCGUCCUACCCAUCGCCCUUAUAACUAUCAGCAAGCGCUGCCGUCGCCACAAAGCUACGGCCACAGCGAAUACGGAAUUCAAUCAGGGCGCAAUACAGUGUAUGCGACACCCAUGGUCCCUGAUCAUGCGCACCGCAUACCCUAUAGCAAUUCGGCACCGCGAGUGAGUGGUCCUGGCAUCCUGCCUACCCCCGACCCCACUAUCGCAAGCUGCAUCUCCGAUGAAGACGUCGCAAUGCAGUUGAUUCGCCUCGGCGAUGCGUCCAAUUUCUCCCAUGGUCGCACGUCAGCCUCAACACUUGAUGAUGCUUUCAGCGGCGCCGCCGAUGCCGCCUCUUCUACUGGCGCUACCAGUGACGGAGAAGACUUCAGCGAAGAUGAGGAUGACUUGCCAGCUCGUCGCAGACUUGACUCAAGUCCAAUGCUUCCUCCAGGUGCUAUCAAGCGCCACCACAAACGUUUGGACGACAUCCUCCCCAGUGCCGACAGCAGUGACCACAGCUCCGACGGCGUUGAGGACGGCAUUAAGAGCGAGGGUGAGGAAGACAUCUUGUACAAGGAGUUCGCUCCCAAGUCCAAGAAGCCUAGGAACCGCCCCAACUCCGCUAAGGCUCGUAGCCAAAAGCCUAUGGUCAAGCAAAGCAAGACCAAGACCACCUCUAUGCCGCGCAAGCCCUCCGACAAGCCCGGCCUCGUCGGGCCCAUGCCCCCUCUCAGCCCUAGCUCAUCUCGCAAGGUCUCUAACGGCUCCGUCAACUUCCAGCACCAGCUUGGCGCCGACGAGGAAGACCUCUCCACCAAGCCCCGCUGCCAACGCUGCCGCAAGAGUAAGAAGGGCUGUGAUCGCCAACGUCCCUGCGGGCGCUGCAAGGACGCCGGAAUCGGAAUCGAAGGAUGCCUCAGUGAAGACGAGGGCAAUGGUCGCAAGGGCCGGUAUGGGCGCCACAUGGGCGUCCCUGUGAAGAAGGACGACGGAUCAGAGGAAAGCUAUGAGCUACCCCCGAUGCCAGGAACACCCAUGACGGUCGCAGACAUCGCAGACAAGAACAAGAAGCGGAAACGCUAG